Molecule: messenger RNA, 940 nt
Organism: Alternaria alternata
Lineage: Eukaryota; Fungi; Ascomycota; Dothideomycetes; Pleosporales; Pleosporaceae
Exons: 1
Coding region: 51-626 (191 amino acids)
Source: RefSeq, a predicted model, not a curated record
ACCCAAGACCUCUACCACAAGACCAUCCCAAAAGUACAAGUAUCGCAGUCAUGGCCUCCAACCACAACGACAACCCGUGGGCAGACCAAGGGAACCCACAAGGACAGAGCCAGCAGAGCCACAACCCCUACCAAGCGUACCAAGACCCGCCUCACAACCCCUACGCCCAACAACCACCCCCGAACCCAUUAGGUCAACAUCCCCCUCAAGAGCCGUACGUACAGUACCCGCCUCAACACCAGGACACCUCACCGUGGAGCCAAGAGCCAAGCCAAACUCAAUCUCACAAUCCAUUCAUGCAAUCACAAUCCCAUGACCCUUCCCAACAGUCCUACCAGCAACAACAAACCCCCCAAUCCUCUUACCCUGGACAAGAAGAUGUUCCGCCAGGUCUACCGCCCCGCCGCACAGCUACGGAGAUGGCUCUUCCUACCGGACAGGACCGUUCGCACCAGAUUGAGGUGAUGCAGAGUUACGAGGCUGCGGGACGAAAAGACGAUGACGACGAGAAUGUUGAAACGCUGCAACGAGAGUUUCCGAAGAUAGAUGGAAGUCUGAUUGCAGCGAUCUACGGGGAUACCAAAAGCUUGAGCGCUACGAGGGAAAUGUUACAUGAACUGCAGUAAGGCAACUUCGGGGAAAUCCUAUAUAUCCAUGGACGACGAAAUGAAGUAGGGGUAGGAGAGUCACUAUACGCCGAAAUAUUCAUGAGCAUCAUUAUGGAGGCUUUGCAGGUACAGAAAGGUGCUGUAAUUGCAUAGUCCAGAUGUCGGAAACGUGCCUUUCCUCCCCAACUACUCUACCAAAGACCUUUUUGUUCCUCACUUCGCGUAUACUGAUUCCCCUUCUUGUGUUGCUUUUCUGCAGAAGAGUUCCCGUGAUCUAUCUUGACCGAGUCUCACGUGCAAGGCUAUAUGUUCAGCCUAUACUUGGGGCGCAC